Rasamsonia emersonii CBS 393.64 is the source of this 1194-nucleotide messenger RNA. RefSeq lists its product as uncharacterized. The coding region runs from base 1 to 1194 and encodes 397 amino acids. The transcript has 2 exons. Gene Ontology annotation, cellular component: Golgi membrane. The record is from RefSeq and is a predicted model, not a curated record. Lineage: Eukaryota; Fungi; Ascomycota; Eurotiomycetes; Eurotiales; Trichocomaceae. Gene Ontology annotation, biological process: intracellular protein transport; vesicle-mediated transport.
AUGGCCAAGAAGUUGGCCACAGAAAUACGCUACCAGCUGACCCAGGAGGAGCAGCUGUUCAACUUCAGGAAGACCGACACUCCCCCGAUCCUUCUCAUUCUCGACCGUCGCGACGACCCCAUCACGCCGCUGCUUACACAAUGGACCUACCAGGCCAUGGUCCAUGAGCUUAUCGGGAUCAACAACGGAAGGGUGGACUUGAGUGAUGUUCCCGACAUCCGGCCAGAGCUGAAGGAGAUCGUGUUAUCCCAGGAUCAGGAUCCGUUCUUUAAGAAGAAUAUGUAUCAAAACUUUGGGGAUCUGGGUGGAAAUAUCAAGGAAUACGUCGAACAGUACCAAGUGAAGACAAAGAACAACAUGAACAUCGAGUCAAUUGCGGAUAUGAAACGUUUUGUUGAAGACUACCCCGAGUUCCGCAAGCUGUCGGGGAACGUCAGCAAGCAUGUCACUCUCGUGAGUGAACUUAGCCGGAGGGUAGGCGAGGAUAACCUUCUGGACGUGAGCGAGUUAGAGCAAAGUCUGGCAUGUAAUGAUAACCAUGCCAGCGAUCUCCGAGCUCUACAAAGGAUAAUCCCGCUCCCGAACGUCCCUGCUGAAAACAAGAUCCGUCUAGUAGCCCUAUACGCUAUUCGCUACGAGAAACAACCAUCAAACUCUCUUCCUCUCUUACUCGACCUGCUCGCCACUGCCGGCAACGUUCCUCGUCAUCGAAUCAAUAUUAUCCCAAAGCUCUUGGCAUAUCACCAUUCGCUGCAGGCACCUCCUGUUGCCGGUGGCUUCUCCGAUCUUUUUGAGUCGACAUCGUUCUUCUCGGGUGCCCGAGAUCGCUUCAAGGGCCUUAAAGGCGUCGAGAACGUCUACACCCAGCAUUCGCCCCGACUAGAAGCGACAUUGCAGAACCUGAUCAGGGGGAAAUUGAAAGAAUUGCAGUACCCAUUCCUCGAGGGCGGCGGUCACACGAAGGAUAAGCCCCAGGACAUUAUCGUCUUCAUGGUGGGCGGCGCUACGUACGAGGAAGCCAAAACGGUUGCUCAGGUCAACGCCAGCUCACCCGGAGUCCGUGUGGUUCUAGGAGCCACUACAAUCCAUAAUAGCACGACAUUCCUGGAGGAAGUGGAUGAUGCUGUAGGCAACUGGCCUGAGCCUUCUCCAACCACACCAGCGGGUCGAUUACGGAGGGAAAUCGGACGAUAA